Messenger RNA from Eutrema salsugineum, 2233 nucleotides. RefSeq names its product exocyst complex component EXO70H1. The transcript has a single exon. The record is from RefSeq and is a predicted model, not a curated record. Gene Ontology annotation, cellular component: exocyst. The coding region runs from base 261 to 2087 and encodes 608 amino acids. Gene Ontology annotation, molecular function: phosphatidylinositol-4,5-bisphosphate binding. NCBI's taxonomy places the organism in Eukaryota, Viridiplantae, Streptophyta, Magnoliopsida, Brassicales, Brassicaceae. Gene Ontology annotation, biological process: exocytosis.
AAUCACAUAAAAUUAAACUAUACCUCAAAUACUUUAGUAUAAAUUGAAGCCGAUGAUAUAUUUUUUCCGAAUUAGAAAAAAGAAAAACGAGAGAAAAAGACGGAAGAACAGCGUGUACAUUUUGACCGAGUGGAACCGAACCAACGGCUCCAACAAGAAAAGAAAAAAAAAAACAAACCACCAAAACAAACAAACCAAAGAAUUUGCGCAAAUAAAUACCCCCACACCGUACGGCCCAUUUUUCUUCAAGAAAGAAAACAAUGGUGCUCUUGAAACCUUCUACCUUGUCAAAAUCCUCUAAACUCCGGCCACAACAGGACGGCUUCUCCGAGUCUCUAAUCGGAGAUUCCGUGGAGGCAGCUGACGCUUUCAUACGCCAAUGGGUUUCUCCACAUCUCUACGAUUCUUCUUCUUCUUCCUGCAGCCUCUAUUCCCUUUUCUCCGCCGAAAACCGUGGAGAAGGCAGACGCUUCCUCGACGUUCUCCGCAGUUUACACUACGCGAUUCAGAGUGUGGUCUUGGUGGAUCCUGGCUCCGCUAAGCUUCCUCAAGCGCAGGAAUUGAUGCGGACAGCUAUGAAGCAUUUGGAGAAGGAGUUUUACAGGGUUUUGAAAUCGAAUCGGCGGUUUUUGGAUCCAGAAUCCGUCUCCGGCUGGUCCUCCGGAUCUUCGGACUCCAUCACAACUUCGAGAUCGAGUGGAAGCGCUUCGGAUUCUGGAUCGGACGGAGAGCUUGAUUCUUCAGAAUCUUCGUCGGAAUUGGGUAACGAGAGAGGAGGAGAUGCUGAUGCUAUUUUGGAUUUGAAGAUGAUAGCGGAUUGCAUGAUCUCCUCUGGUUACGAGAAGGAUUGUGUUAAGAUUUAUAAGAAACUCAGAAGAAAGAUCAUCGUCGAAGCUUUCUCUCAGCUAGGAUUCGAGAAAUUAAAUUCUGCGCAGAUGCAGAAACUGGAAUGGGAGAUUCUGGAGAAGAAGAUCAAAAGCUGUCUGCGGGUUGCGAGAGUAGCAAUCAUCACUCUAUUUAACGGAGAACGAAUCCUUUGCGAUCGCAUUUUCUCCUCCUCCUCCGUCUCCGUCGCCGAGUCUUCAUUCGCCGAGAUUACGCUACAAAGCGCGUUAAACCUCUUCAUCUUCCCGAUAACAGUGGCAAAAUGCAGGAAAACUGCAGAGAAAAUCUUCCCCACGCUUGACGUUUACCAGACGAUCUUGCAUCUGAUUCCCAAAAUCGAACAGAUUUUCAGCUACGAUUCAACCGCUUCCGUUCGAUCGCAAGCGGCUGAGUCUCUAGAAAAACUCGGUGAAUCUGUGAAUGCUAUGAUGAUCGAAUUCCAAUCGUCGAUUACGAAAGAGUCUUCGAAAUCGCCGAUUCCCGGCGGCGGAGUCCAUCAGCUCACGAGGUAUGUCAUGAACUUCAUCGUCUUCCUCGCAGACUACAGCGACUCGCUAACCGCCAUUCUCAAGGACAAGGAGUCUUCGUUACCUUUACCGGAGGAUUACUUUAGCAGCGGAGGCAACAACAACAACAACGACGAAGAAAACCCCGGAAACGCUGGUUCAACGAUGGCGGCGAGGCUCGCGUGGUUGAUACUCGUCUUGCUCUGCAAAAUCGACGCGAAAUCUCGGAUUUACAGCGACUCGGCUCUCUCGUAUCUCUUCCUGGCCAACAACCUCCGAUACAUCCUGAUCAAGGUCCGUGCAUCGAACCUCAGGGUCGUACUGGGAGACGAUUGGGUGGCCAAUCACGAGGUCAAGGUGAGUCAGUACCUCGAGAAAUACGAGAAGAUGGCGUGGGGAACUGUGGUUUCAUCACUCACCAGAGGUUCAACGGCGGAGGAGACUCUCCGGCGGUUCAACGAUGCGUUCGAGGAGGCGUAUAAAAGGCACAAGACUUGGGUCGUACCCGACCCGAAGUUGAGAGACGAAAUCAAAGCCUCCAUAGCGAAAAAGAUCAUGCCCGGGUAUACGGGUUUCUAUAAGAGAUACCCGGUCGGGUCAGGUGAUAUUAUCAGAUUCACCCCUGAAGAUCUCAAUAAUUACAUAUCCGACCUAUAUAUUGGCUUAGGAGGAUCCGUACCCGUAUCGACAAACUAAACGUCUUUCGGAUCCGGACAUUACUUGUGAAUAUAAGUAGAAAUGAAAUUCGAAAUCUCAAAUUGUCAAGCCGGUUCUGUUCUGGGCUUAAAAGCCCAUGUGUACCAGUCUUAGGCUUCCUUCAUAUUGGAAUUAAAUAAAUAAAA